AUGCACUUUGCACCCUGUUUGCCUAGAAUUGACAAAACAGAUAAAUCGAAACUGUGCCCUCAAAAUUUAAAAUAUGCAGCAGAAAAUGAAUCAAUUUAUUCCCAACAAAGUUCUACUUCUAGAGGUUUGCCACAACAAAGACAUUUAAAAAAUAAACAAUAUCCUUAUAUUGACAGCCAUCUAGAUUCCCAGUACAUUGCAACAAGUCAUGAUGGUGAAUUCAUUGCAAGCUUUAAUUCUGAUAAAUUUGAAUUAAAAUAUUACAAGACAGGAAACAUCACAGAAGCUUUUCCAAUCAAUAAUAAUAUUCAAAUAGAAGCAAAUGCAUCAGUUUUGCAAACAGAUUUAUGGUGGUCUUUAACAGUCUCAAAUGCCAUAAAACUUGAUGAUAAUAAAGUUGAUAUAUUAAUUGCUCUUUCAUGUUUUGAAGAUAAAGACAUGAAGUCAUCCUCACCCACCACCAAAUUCUCCUCUUCAUCUAUCACAAGUGAUUAUGAAAAAGGUGACGGAGUCUUGAUUGAGUCAAGAACAUGGGUAUUUUCUGCUGUCUAUAAUAAACAAAUUCAAACAACUAUUGACAAUAUUGGUGGUGUUGUAAGAUUUUUAGAUAAUGUUGUUUCACCACAUUCAGAUAAAGACCCAGAUUCAACUCUUGAAUUAGAAUUGAUCUUGAUGAAUUCCUCAGGAAUAUAUAAAUCAAUUAUUUAUCCACAAUUCCAAUAUAGAAUUCCAAAGUCCAUCAUGAGUUGGUACAACAUUGAUUACAAAUCAUACAAAGAAUUUUUAUUUCCUCCAACUGUUUAUCUUGAUAUUAAAAAACUAUUUCAAGAUGAUCCAUGUACAAAAUAUUUGGAAAGUUGUGUUGAUAAGAAUUAUUUUUUCUCAGAAAAUUAUCAAGCCCAAAAAGUUGAUGUAUACAAUUUGCACACUGGUGACCUAGAGAUUUCAUUACAUAAACGUGUUCCAAUUAUCAAAGCAUCAGCACUUUCAUCAUCAAAUACUGAUAAAUCAAUAUUCUCUUUAUCACAAUAUGAGUAUAUGAUUGCACAUUGUUCUAAUUUAAAUGUUAUCACCUUAUAUUUGGUUGAAAACGGUUUAGAGAUUACUACAAAAAUUUUUCCACAAAUUUUUAGAAUUUUGUUUAUAACAUUUAUUGACAAUGACACAAAAUUAUUCAUUGUUGCACAAGAUUACGCUUGCAAUGAAGAUAAUGAAGAUGACAAAGAAAAUGUUGAUAAAGCAAAACUUAUUAUUAAAAUUAUAAUUUGGGAUAUUUUUGGUACCAACAACUUUUACCAACAAUUUGAUACUGACAAGGAUUUGAAUUUAAUGUGUUUAAUGUAUGCAAACGAUAAAGAUUUUUUUGCUUCUAGUUUUGGUAGAAUUUAUUCUUUAGAUGAAGAUGGUAAUUUGCUUUCCUUGUUGGAUCAUCCUGACAUAUCUCACCUUUUGAAAGGUAAUGAAAUGUUACAAACCUGUUUUGACAAUUUGUCACAACUUCAAAUCAACAACAGUAAUGACAAUGAAGAUUAUCAUAUGAUUUACAAUUUGGAUAAAAGUUUUAGCAAUAUAAAAGAUAAUAAAGACAUUUUAAUAGUUAACAAUAUAGAACCUUGGAAUAACAUGAAAGAGUACAAGAAAAUUUCUGUAUUUCUAAAUGAUGAGAGAACAACCCAACUUAUCAUUGGAAAAACAACAAUUCAGGUUUGGCAAAUAAAAAAUACAAAAGUAAAGGAGACAAAAAAAAGAGUAUUGAAAUAUAUUUGGUCAUCACUUGGAUAUAAAGGAUUUGAGAUUGAAUCCAAUUCAAUUUCAAUUGGCAAAAAUAAAUUUUCUUUGAAAAUCUUGUUACACUCACUAAACUUGCCAACUAAUACUAGUCAGCAUCUUAUUUAUUACCCAAAUAAUCCAAACACAAUAAAAGAUGUUUGUGAAGCACUUGAAUUUCUUCAUAUUCAUAAAAAUCUAUGCAUUGGUCCAAAGAAUUACCAAAGGUUUAAAGAUAUAUUCUAUAAUACUGAAAAACUUGCUUAUAGAUGUUUCAAGAAAUCACCAAGUUUAUGGAGAUUGAAUGAUAUUCGUCAUGAUAUUAUGGCAAAUUUGAUUAGAGGUCAUAAUAAUUCUUUGAUCAAGAAAAUCUUAUUUAAAGAUAAUGAAUUUGGUGAUAGUAACCAAGCCUUAAAAAAUGAUAAACAUUAUUUGCAUACACCACGUUUAUAUGGAUGGCAAAAACAGAGAAAAACCACUGAUUUGGAAUUAGCAAUUAAUGAUUCUAAAGAUGCUGCUAUAGUUGGAUUUUUAUUAGAAUAUUAUUCUAAUCAUGCAAUGGAAAAUAUUGGAUGGAUGUUUACUGUAGCCAAAGCAAUUCCAUUGUUAUUAAAUCAUAAUUUAGAUAUCUACCUCAAAAGAUUAUUGUAUAAACCAUGCUUUGGAGCAAAAGAAGUUAUGAUAAAUCAAUGUUUUAUUGAUACACUUGAAUUAAUGAAAGGUAAAAAAGAAGGUGUUAUUCCAUUAACUACUAAACCAAGGUUACGUCAAAAAGUCACCAAAAAAACUUCACUGUUCCAUUUUAAUUUAUUUAAUAGAAAAUCAGAAUUUGACAAGUAUAUGGAGGAUAUGGAAGAUGAUAAUGAGAUGGCAAAAUUGACAAGUGUUCAUAUUGUUCCAUUACCAGAUUUUCUUGUAUAUCCACAUGGUAUAAAAGAUGAAAAAUUGCACUUGACAAAAUUAAUCAAAAGACUAUUGAAAUUAAUUUUUUGGCCACGUAAAUAUGUUUUAAGAAAUGAUGAAACUGAUCAUAGUUCAUUCUUAAGAAUUCUUAGACAAAAAAGAAAUGAAUUUAUGUAUGACAAUCCAUCAUUGGAAGCUUGUAUCAAUUUCAAAUUUUCAUCAGCAAGAUGGUAUUAUAUCAGACAUUUAAUCCAUUAUUUGUUAUUUGCAUUAAUGAUAUCACUUAUGCUUGGUUUGAUUGGCUCCUCCCCCUCCUACCCUUUUAGUUUUCAAUAA
Entrophospora sp. SA101 is the source of this 3006-nucleotide messenger RNA. The record is from the annotation of a GenBank genome assembly. NCBI's taxonomy places the organism in Eukaryota, Fungi, Glomeromycota, Glomeromycetes, Entrophosporales, Entrophosporaceae.